AUGGGAGCUUGUUUAUGUAAACCAAAACUAAGACAAAAACGACAAAGACGUCGAAAACUACAUCGUCGUGUACCUGCUUCUUCAAUAAGUUCCCCACUAUCUGAUGCUCAUCUUAUUAUGAGUGAUACUUUUGAUUGUGGUGUUAACGAAGAAUAUCGAUUUAUCGAUGGAAGAAGAUUUCAUAAUGUUAGAAAUUCAAAAUAUAUGAUGCCUUGUGAUGAUGAUGAACUUGAUAGAUUACAUGUAUUGCAUUAUAUUUGCCGAUUCAUAUGGAAAUGUAAUUAUUCUGCACCGAUACAUGAUAAAUUGAGUUCUGGUGGUGCUCUUGUAUUGGAUGUCGGAUGUGGUACUGGCACCUGGGUCGUGGAAAUGGCAAAUGAAUUCCCUCGUUCUCACUUUACUGGAAUAGAUAUUUCUCCCGUGUUUCCAAGAGAAGCAAAACCUGAAAAUGUACUUUUUGCAGAAGCAAAUCUACUGGAUGCUGAAGAAAUAUCAACGUCUUUUGGUAAAUGGGCUGCCAAUAUAUUUCGUACGUUUCGAACAAAAUUUUCUUCAUUUCUUGGUCUUGAACCAGAUGAAUAUGAUAAAUUAUUGGAAGCUUGGUGUUGUGAGUUAAACGAUUGUAAACCUUAUAAU
This is a messenger RNA of Racocetra fulgida, 636 nucleotides long. The record is from the annotation of a GenBank genome assembly. NCBI's taxonomy places the organism in Eukaryota, Fungi, Glomeromycota, Glomeromycetes, Diversisporales, Gigasporaceae.